ACAAGAUGGUAGCCUCCGGUAUUGCUACUAUGGACAGCAUCAUUAAUAAGGAAAUAUGAAAAAACCAAAAUAUGGCACACUUGAAGUUAUAAAAAUGAAAUUUCUAGUUUCUCGGCCAAACGCCCACUUUUUGGCUUUACGGCUGAGCUUUUAUUUAUGAUGAUAAAUCUGAAAACUGAGCACCUCCAUUGAGCAGUAUGUGUGUGCGUCUGCGCCAGUCACCCCUCCAGAUCCACUUCUUGACUUGGUAGCAGGAGUUUACGCUUCCUGCAGAGAUACUACAACAUUUUCCGUCCAAAUUGAUGGUCAAUCAAUAGGUAUGACUGCGAUUCCUAUGACCACUUAUUGUGUACUUAGAAGAGGAUUAGCAACCAGAGCCUAUCAAGAAACCAACGCCUACAGACGUCGAACUCUUCAAGAUAGAAUUUUGAGAGUUGACCAUGCUGGAGAAUUUGGAGCUGAUAGAAUAUAUGCUGGACAAAUGGCAGUAUUGGGUAACACAAAUGUUGGUCCUGUGAUUAAGGAAAUGUGGGAGCAAGAGAAGGAGCAUUUACAAAAAUUUGAAGAAUUAUUGCCCAAAUACAGAGCCAGACCGUCUUUACUUUUGCCUAUUUGGAAUGUAGCUGGAUUUGUCCUUGGUGCAGGGACAGCUCUUUUGGGAAAGGAAGCUGCGAUGGCCUGCACUGUUGCAGUGGAAGAAGUAAUCGCCAACCAUUACAAUAAUCAAAUCCGAGAUCUCAUGGCAGACGAUCCUGUUCAGAAUAAAGAACUAUUGGAUACCAUAAAGAAGUUUCGAGAUGAUGAAGUGCAUCAUCACGAUACUGGACUUGCCCAUGAUGCGUUAAAAGCGCCAUUUUAUAAAUACUUAUCACAAACAAUAAAAGCUGGAUGUAUAGGCGCUGUUUGGUUGGCUGAACGACUAUGAUAGUGUGUAGAAUGUUUGCAUUAUUAUUUUUAGAACAAAAUAAAUACCUGUUUUUUGUUAAAAAAA
Messenger RNA from Parasteatoda tepidariorum (common house spider), 991 nucleotides. It is a transcript of the gene Coq7, whose product is annotated as ubiquinone biosynthesis protein COQ7, mitochondrial. Gene Ontology annotation, molecular function: 3-demethoxyubiquinol 3-hydroxylase activity. Lineage: Eukaryota; Metazoa; Arthropoda; Arachnida; Araneae; Theridiidae. Gene Ontology annotation, biological process: ubiquinone biosynthetic process; regulation of gene expression; regulation of reactive oxygen species metabolic process. The record is from RefSeq and is a predicted model, not a curated record. Gene Ontology annotation, cellular component: nucleus; mitochondrial inner membrane.